Messenger RNA from Triticum dicoccoides, 1138 nucleotides. RefSeq lists its product as uncharacterized. The transcript has 6 exons. The record is from RefSeq and is a predicted model, not a curated record. Lineage: Eukaryota; Viridiplantae; Streptophyta; Magnoliopsida; Poales; Poaceae. Bases 179 to 826 code for a protein of 215 amino acids.
AGCCAGCGGCCCGCAGUUCCCCACGCCCCCUCCCUCCCCAUGCCCUCCACCUCAUCUCUUAGCACCGCCGGAGGGAGCUCCUCCCCAUGCCCUCCACCUCAUCUCUUACCGUCGCCGGAGAGAGCUCCGCUGCUCUCCUGCCGGACGCCGCUCCUGUUUCCCCGAGGCGACGGAAAUCAUGAACGGGGACACACCAUACGGCCAGGGGCCUCUUGAUCGCUGCUUGGGUCAUUGGUGGCGGUGUUGGCGUUCAAGGAUGGGGCUGCGAUGCCUUCGGAGUCUUGGAAAAGCAGCUCGGGCAGAGGAAGAGGACGCGUCCGGUGUUGGAGGAGCUGGGCCGGAGACGCCUGAUCUACUGCAGUCAGUUUCAGGUUCACGGCCAGGAUGGUGGAUUCGUACUUCGAUGGCCAGACUAUCCAUGUCAAGCGGCGGCAUGAGAAGAGCUCCGGCGAGGUCGUCAUGUGCCGGUGCAUCUCACCUUCAAGCACAUGCUGCAGAGUCCGGCUGUUCAUUAGUUCUUUCUUUGCUGGAUGUUUGGCGCGCUGGCGCUGAUGCUGCAUGGAAGCAUUGGAAGCGGAAAAAAAAAUUCACAUACCUUCCUGUCUCUGCAGUCUUGAGUUUUAAUUCAUGUGCAAUAGUCACAAAACAGAUCUGUCCUGCAUUCAAAAUAUUGCAGGUUUGGAGUAUUAUGCCCGUCCAAGAAGUAGAAAACCGAGCCUCUCCAGCAAGAUUUUCAAUAUUAAGGGGGAAAUCUGAAGGGAUGGAUUCAAGUGAUGCUGGGACAUGUACAGAGAUGGAGCUCAUUAUAUAUGGAGACAGGUUUUGAAUUGGGGUGUGCUGUUUCCUACCUGAUGGUGUAGACGUUAGAUGAGGGAUCUCCAUAUAAGUAGAAUGUCACACAUAUGAAUGUUGUAUCUUGGAUGCUUCAUAGAAAAGAAGCCAAGAGAACGAUUCAUCAGCUGCGUAUCAUUUUUACGUCCGACAUGUUAUCUCUUUCUCUAUAAGUUGGUCUGCUCUUCAAAAAAAGCUGAGAAUGUGACUAUAUAAGAAGCGUAGUUAAGUGUGUUCGGGGAGUGUACGUAAGAAAAAAAAUAGACCGCUAGGAGUAAAAACUCUCUUGCUGCCUACAAAGGUAGGC